AUGGACUUGGCCAGCGGGACUUUCGAAGGCAAUGCACUCACAUCUUGUUUUUCCUCAAAUCCGGAUUUCCCACUCCCAAACCUUAUCUGCACAGAGGAGAAGUCUGCAAGGAAGAGGAAGAUGCCUUGGGGCAGCCCGGCAGACAAGGAGCUGAGGAUAGAGACCAGGGAGGACAAAUCCCUGCAGCAGAACCUCAUGAGAGAGGCUGUUUUGAGCGGCUCCACAGCGCAGGAAUCCAACGGGGAGGAAAAGCCCUGGAGAUCCCACAGGUGGAGGGGCUGCAAACCCAGCCCAGGAUGCUCCAAGGAGGAAAGACCCACCCUGUGCCAGGAAGGCAGCCGGAGCUCUGGCCAGAGCUCUGAAGUGGUCAAUGAGCAGCUUUUUGAUGGCAAGAAGCCCCACCAGUGCCUGGAAUGUGGGAAGAGUUUCCUCACGAGCUCCCGCCUGGUCUGCCACCAGAAGAUCCACUCCGGGGAACGGCCCUAUGAGUGUGGGGAAUGUGGGAAGAGCUUCAGGAUCAGCUCCCACCUGUACCGCCACCAGAAGAUCCACACUGGGGAGAGGCCCUAUGAGUGUGGGGAAUGUGGGAAGAGCUUCAGAGACACCUCUGACCUGAUGGUCCACCAGAGGAUUCACACCGGGGAAUGGCCCUAUGAGUGUGGGGAGUGUGGACAGAGCUUCAGCCUGAGCUCCAGUUUGAUCUGCCACCAGAGGAUCCACACUGAUGAACGGCCCUAUAAAUGUGGAGAAUGUGGGAAAGCGUUCAGGAAGAGCUGCCACCUGAACCGCCACCAGAUGAUCCACACUGGGAUACGACCCUAUGUGUGUGGGGAAUGUGGGAAGAGCUUCCGUGACAGCUCUGACCUGAUCAUCCACCGGACAAUGCACACUGGGGAUUGCCCCUACACGUGUUCAGAAUGUGGGAAGAGCUUCAGCCAGAGGUCCAACCUGAUUGCCCACCAGAGGAUCCACACUGGGGAGACGCCCUAUGAGUGUUCUGAGUGUGGGGAGAGGUUUCAGAGCAGAUACCGUCUCCUCAAGCAUCAGCAGAUUCACACAGAAUAGAGGCCCUUCCACUGCCCCGACUGCAGGAAGUGCUUUAAGAAAAACUCCACCCUCCUCACCCACCAGCAGAUCCACACUGGGGAGAGACCCUAACAGUGUCCCAAGUGUGGCAAGAGCUUUGAGUGCUGCUACAACUCCAUCCCCCAUUGGAGGACCUCCAUUGGAUGGUCCACAGUGACCCUUGUUGGGCAGAGACUUGGUCAUCCAUGGUCCUGGUGAUCCAUGUUGGGAAGAUACCUGGCUGGUGGUCUCCACAUCUUCCUGGCUCCCCUUGGGCACUUGGACGCAGCCAGAGAAAAAUCCGUUAGGAUGCAAACCACCGUCAGAAUUUCAUAGGGGACAGCACAGUUUUUUACUUUGGACCCCCCAAAAAUCUCACCUUUUGCAUCCAGUGCACCAUUUCUUCUGGUGGCAUCAAGGAAUACCGGAUGGUAUUGGAGGUCUUUUCCAACCUGAAUCAUUCCAUGAUUGUAAUUCUCUCUGUCCCACAGGCGUCUUUCACUGCCAAAUGGUGAUGGACUGGAGCACGAAACCAGGAUUUGGAGACAAUGGAGUGGAAAUCCCUCUAAAAAAGGUCCUUUCUACCCACCCAGGCACAUGGAUACUCAGCUGUUGCAGUGUGUUUUUAUUUGGCAGGUUUUUUGUUUGAUUUGUGGUUUGGUAGUCCUUUUGGGUUUUUCUCCCCCUGUUUUAGAGUGACACAGACCUGCCUUUGUUGUUCAGUUGAGCCAGGUGUCCUUUACCUGUUGUUACUUAGCUACUUCCCUGCCAAGUUUCAAACCCCUUCCCCCCGCCCCCCCAUCCAGUUUUUAACCCCUCCUAUCCCAAGCAGUUUUCCUCCCUUGAAAUCCUUCACUGGUUUAUACAUUGUAUCCCCUGCCUUGUGUCCCACCCCCAGUUUCCUGAUUAGGUGAAUAUUGUAUCCUCCCUUGAGACCUGCCUCCCUUUAUGUUGCUGGCCCAGAGUUCAGCACGGGGAUCCCGGGACUCCUGGAGUUUAACGUCAAAUAAAGUAACCCAGUGCCCCCCAG
Messenger RNA from Serinus canaria (Common canary), 2095 nucleotides. RefSeq names its product zinc finger protein 239-like. Bases 1 to 1065 code for a protein of 354 amino acids. The transcript has 2 exons. NCBI's taxonomy places the organism in Eukaryota, Metazoa, Chordata, Aves, Passeriformes, Fringillidae. The record is from RefSeq and is a predicted model, not a curated record.